Molecule: messenger RNA, 3109 nt
Organism: Hyla sarda
Lineage: Eukaryota; Metazoa; Chordata; Amphibia; Anura; Hylidae
Gene: ZFAND4
Product: zinc finger AN1-type containing 4
Exons: 10
Coding region: 127-2436 (769 amino acids)
Molecular function (GO): protein binding; zinc ion binding
Source: RefSeq, a predicted model, not a curated record
GGUGAGUCAUGUGACACCCGUUGUUAAGGACAGGGGUUAACGUCCGGGUAUCUCCGUAACAACAACAAGAGCAGAAGGCACCGCCCCUUACUCUCCUCCCUGUAGCUGCCUCCCUCCACUUGUUUUAUGGCCACGCCCACUUUUCUUAUUGGCUGCCGCUACGCCGUAGGGUUGUCGUCGUUCCAGUGUGAUGCUAAAUGGUCCGAAAGGCUGUCAGUCUUCCUGACGUCACAAAGGAGAGGCGUGGCUUGGAAGCGAAUUCGGGUUGCCAUAUUUAAAGAUGGAGAAAGCUCAUAUGCCAUCAGUCUGAGGUCUGGAGGUUUCCUCCUUUUACUUCUCAUCCCCAGUUUUAUAUCCUAUGCAAUGUCAAACAAAAAGGAACCUCCAUUUUUUAACAAAGAUAACAUUGGAUCGUUUCACUGUAAACUACCUUUCUACGAGACGAUGGAGCUCUUCAUUGAAACUCUUACAGGGACUUGCUUUGAACUGCGGGUGUCGCCAUUUGAAACCGUGGUUUGCGUAAAAGCUAAAAUUCAGAGGCUUGAAGGCAUUCCCAUCGCCCAGCAACAUUUAAUUUGGAAUAACAUGGAACUAGAAGAUGAGUUUUCUCUAAAUGACUACAAUAUCUCUGAAGGUUGCACUCUGAAGUUGGUUCUGGCAAUGAGAGGAGGUCCGAUUAACACUCGGAGAGUACCACUGGAUGACCCGGUUAGAGACAUAGCUGAGUACAUGGACCCUGUACAAGAUGAGAUGUGGGAAAAGCCCCCCUCAAAUAAGCAGGUUACGUUUUUGGUAUACCGUGAAGGAGAUCAACUGAAUUUCUUCCGUGUAGUGGACCGAGGGGACGGGACCCUGACACCACUAUCAGAAUCUCUCAGUGGAGGUUCGGUCUAUAAUUUGUACGCUGAAGAUGAUGAUGAAAUUGAGGCCUCUCCAUCUGGCCAACAGAUUAUAGAAAAUUCCAUUACUAUGAACAAAAUGAAGUUGUUGAAAUCAAAGAUGGAGAACAUGAACCUCAAUAAAAAGCCGAAGAAGUCUUCUAAGUUGAAACCCCGACCUCCUAAUGCUCCACGGCCUACAAAUGGUUCAAUGGCUUCUGCCCGUCACAGGCUUUUAAGAGUUCUCCCCCACAUUGGACAAACUAUUCUACCUCCUGGGAACCCAUAUGUCUCUGAGUCUUCCCACAAUGCACUUUCUACCCUUACUGCUGCUACUAGGACAAUACCUUCUAUCACUAGUGACUUUCUCAACGAAGAGGGGACCUGGGAAAGCUCCACAUUAAUUCCAUCACUCGCUAGUAUUAAUUUACCUCCAAAGUUGUCACGUGUAGAACUAGAAAAUACAAGUCAUUCAGCAAAUACAGUCCUCUCCCCUGUUACACCUUUGCCCAAGAAAGCGGUGACAAAAGACAAUGACCCCAUCCUUCAUCAAAACCUAAACCUCUUCUCUCCUGAAGAUACAUCGAGGUCAAUAUCCGAAUCCUUUGCACUGUUAACUGAGGCAGGGCCUUCUGAGCAAUAUGGAGAACUCUGCAGCUUGACAAAAAUUCAAUCCGAUUUUGAAUUUACUGAAGGAAACAAAGAGGCCUCCGCAAUUGAGUCGCACCCCACCACGCUCACCAAAUCACUGAACUCGGAUUUGAUGGAGACCUCGUAUAUUAAUACGGCUGAGCUAAGUCCACCAAGAAGCAAGUUUCUGUCACCCAUUCACUUCUCUCCGCAGUUAAAUGAUUCCACCUUCUCCAAGACUCUUCAGCCUAAAUGUUUUGAUUUGGGAAGCCUGAGGCCCCCAGCUUCACACAGUCAUUUCCAUUCUCUGCAACUCCAAAACAUGGCUGCUCCUACCGUUUCUAGAACUGCUAGAUUUAGAGGCGUGAAAGUGGAAUCUCCUGGGAAGCGAUCAGAUGUGAUUUCCAAAAUGGAAGCUAGAGAUAUGACAGAGUUGGUUAAUAAAGCCUCUAAAGAACCCAUGGGGUCAAUUAAUAACUUCGGAUUUUUUGCUUCGCUGGCUCGAAGUUCAAGUAGGGACAACAUAAGCAGCUCUGGCAAUCUUGGAGGAAUACGAAAUCUUGUUGCUCCACCAACUACCUUCCAGGAAGAGAAGAUAUCUGUACAUGACACUUUGAACAUUUUUAGUACGACUCAUGGACAGAGUGUGAUCAAUACAAACUGUGGAAAAAGCGCAGUUGAAGCCACACAUCUCUUUCCUCCUGUUAAGCCCGCUGUCCGGAGUAAGAAGAAGACAAAGCACUGCUUUCUCUGUGGGAGGAAAACUGGCUUGGCGACUAGCUAUGAAUGCAGGUGUGGGAACAAUUUUUGUGCCACUCACCGUUAUGCUGAAACUCACAGCUGCACCUAUGACUACAAAACAGCGGGUAGGAGGUAUCUACAAGAAAGCAAUCCGGUCGUAACGGCGCCAAAACUCCCUAAGAUCUAGUUGUUCAUGCUAUAUAUGCCCUAACAACAAGAAAAGUUUCUUUCGAAUCAUGAGUUUAUUUUUGUCUUUCCUCUAUGCUAAACGUUUGCCAAGUUUCAAGCAUUCAUUCCAUCUUAUUGGAAAAAAAUGUGAAAAUGUUUUAAAAAAAGAAAAAUCACGCACUGGCAUCUCUUCUAAAUCCACCUUUUUGUGUUAAGUUUUAAAUUUGGCAAAAAAAAUGCUGUUUCACUAGACAAAUCUUACAGAAGAUGCACUUUAUUGAAAAAAAAUAUAUUUACUGUAUGAUUGGGGGAAUACAAUGAUAGAAGUCAUGUAUCUGUUUGUUUAGUCUUUUUAUUAUUGUCUGUUUUUGUAUGGUUAAAUUAUUUCCUUAAUAUGCAAAGGGGGAUGGGAAUGUGAUAGGGUGCCGCCUGGGAAGCGGAAAAGGUUCCCAAUCCUGUACAGAGCCAUAUUCCAGCUGUCUGAAUGCAGCCUUAUUGGCUUAUCUGUCAGUUCGACUUUGUGUUUAAUAAUAUCAGCUGCACAAGUUUUGCAAUGAAGUGUUCCUGUUACAAUGCCUCCAGAUUGGGCACUUUUAUUCUUUUGUAAUCAUUAAUUUUUAAACUUCAGGGUUUUUUCCUUCUAAAAUACCGAUUUGCUGUAAAAAAAUUAAUAAAUAUUGUCUUUUAACAGG